AAUAUUUCUGAAUCAGUAGAUUCGCUGAAUUCGCGUUACCAUUGAUAAUGUAUCUAUUAAAAGUUAACUUUUUAGCAGCAUUUGCUCUGAUCAUUUUCAUUUCGACAGUUAAAUCUCAAACGAGUCCAGAUGUUCGAAAAUUUGCUAUGAGUUUGAAGUAUAAUCUGGAAAAGAGUCUUCCUUCAUUGUUACAAAAUAUAUCAGCACUUUAUCAACCACUACAACUUAAAGAUGCUGAAGCUGCAACGAUUUAUAUAUAUACUUUGGAUGCAACUAAAUCAUUGUUGAAAGUUAACAGUUGGCAAAUUAACCCAUCAGUUGUAAAACAAAAAAGAGAAUCAACAGUAAUGACAAAUAUGGAAGAUUACAUUAACUUUAUCGUUGGAUUCAUCGUGAAUGGACUUGUUUUUGGAUUAAAAGCACUUCUAACUCCAGUCAUCUUAUUAGUUCAAGUUCUUCUUCUAAUAGUAGGGAUACUAUUGAACAUUAUUUUGUGGAUUCUCCGAGCAUUAUUAGCGACUCUAUUGACAGACUUGGGUGCUGGAGGUUUAGGAACGGCUUUAUCAUCAAUAUUAGGAGACGUACAAACUUCAGUAGAUGGGAUAUUAAAAGAUGUAGAAAAAUUAUUAGGUAAUUUAUCAUUAAUACAAAUUUAAAGAUCGAAUAAGCUUUUGAAAGAAGCUGAAACAUUGAUCUCAAUAUCAUUCAUGUUCGAUAUAUUGAUUCUGUAAUUAAUUUUGAAUAAAAAAAAUAAUCUUAACGAUGAAA
Molecule: messenger RNA, 768 nt
Organism: Chelonus insularis
Lineage: Eukaryota; Metazoa; Arthropoda; Insecta; Hymenoptera; Braconidae
Exons: 2
Coding region: 48-656 (202 amino acids)
Source: RefSeq, a predicted model, not a curated record